CUGGAAAACAUUUAUUUACGGUGUCGGCAGCAAUAUUGACAUGCUUGAAAGUCAUUGGACACUUCUCCCGCGAAAAGAACAAUCUAUCGAAGUGCCUAGCAACGACACCACGCCACCAGUAGGAUAGCAACUACACAACACGACUUCAAAAUGGCGGCUCUGUUUAGGCCAAACUCCCGAUCAAGGUUUGAAACAAAACAGUGAUACUUUUACAGUUUUUCAAACGGAUUAUUAUCUUGCAAGAUGGCAAAGGUUUUUGUAGCCCCCGCUGUUCAUAAUUUUGCGGAUCUUCGGCCGUCCUCGCGUGCCCUUACGAUCACCCCAAGACCAGCCUCUCGUAACUCAACUGGCUAUGGAACACUUGAUCGUCCACCUUCUCGAAACAUUUCUCGCGUAGGGAGCAAUGUGGUUGUUUCUCCGCGUGAAUCAAAAAGAGUAUCGAAUAUUUUGAUUUUAUCUCCGGGCAGGCGAAAUUCGGGUUUGAGCCUUGGUAAGUAACUUUUUGACGUCUUUCACAUCAGUCUGUUGUUGCUCUUUUGACGCACUGCAAUCGUGAUUUUAUUUGUUUUAAAUGGCAGGAUAUACUUUUCAUUGCGAAUUGAAAAUUUAAAAAUGAGAAAUUUAGUCUUAUAUCAGGGAAUCUGUUAUAUUUUUGUAUAUUAGAGCAGUAUAUAAUUAGAAUUCUAUCUAUAGAAUUAGAAUGUUAUUUUGCGAUGCGAGUUCCCUUCGCGUGCUACAGAAUAUUUAAGUAAACAACUUUUUCAAUCGAGCGCGAGCUUAUGAAAUGUUUCUUUGUGACCGUUGUUAAUUGUAACAGAGCCGAGUGAUACACAGAGCUUUGAUUUCGUUGUGUACCAGAACAACAUGGCAGUUUCUUUUACGUCCACGUACGCGUUGUUACACGACAACAAUCGUUUGAUUCUUGUCCCGUGUUUUGUAGGUUCGCCCAAAUCUCCAGAUGUGAAUUUGACCUUCAUUGAGAUCGAGUCUCGACUAAGGGAGAAGAUUCGAGUCAACGCUGACGAGUUACGUCAGGUAAAUUUUAUUGGGUGGUUUGUAAUCCUAAAAAAAAAAACAGUGAAUAAGGUUUACGCCUCUGCCAAAAAGGUUAUAGAAAUUAGAGAACUUUGGGAUAUUAAAUGGAUCCAUGGAGACCCAAAAUUUCUCUUUGAGUGUUUCAAAAUAUUGCACUUGAAGAGAAUUAAUUUUUGAUCGCCAAAUGGCCAUUUAAUUUUCUUUUAUUAUAUUGACACAAAUGAAAUAGAUCUGUACCAAACUAUUUCAUUUUUGAAAUGUAAUUUUUUGCUGCAAAAGGCUUGAUUUAUUAUGAAUGGUAUUCCUUUUCAUGUCUGAAGAGGACAUGGUAUUAAUAAUAUUGUUAUGCAUAAAAGGGGAAAUACAGCAUCUGCUAUGGACAGUACACCGUACAUGUACAUGUAUGAAAGGUACCUGGCAUCAUAUCUGGGCAUGGUAUGCCCCAGUUUCAAGUCACAGGGAUGAUCGAAUGGGGCAAAUAUUAAAAACUGAAAAAAUGCCUAGGGCUUCCAACGAUACCCCCAAAAAAUGCCUGGACCAAAAAUUAACCCCCAAAAUAUCCUCUGCUGAAUUUCCAAGCCUCAAAGUUUUCCAGAAAGCAUAAAAUGAUAUAACACGAAAACUAGAUUACAAAUUGAACGUUUGUGUUUGCGGCUUUGAUACGUGGGCAUUACAAUGAGUCUUCAGAUUGUUUUUUAUACCCCAAAAAAUCCCUACUUAAAUCAGGCCACACAAAAAAAUACUUGCCAAAUUUUUCUACCCAAAAAUAAAAAUAUAUAAAAUAAUCCUUGGAUCAUCCCCAUCACUAACCCCCUAGCAACCCCCCCCUCCCCCGUAGUAUCCACUGUAGAGGGGGAGUGGGAUGGUAAUUCUGAGCUUUUAGACCAUUAGACUACCAUCUUUUGCAUUGUCUAAAUUCAUAUUUUGCUUCUUAAUUACCAGGCUUUCCAAACUUUUGAUGCAGAGAAGACACAGACCAUCACUCAGAGUGAAUUUAGAAGAGCGCUUGAGUCUUUCUGUAUUCCAGUCACAGAUGAUCAGUUUGAGCAACUUCUUAGAAAGGUAAAAUCGCAUUGAGAGUUGUUAACUGAACUUCCAGUUGAUUAGACAGCAUGUGUGAGUACCCCAAUGUACAUAAGUUGUGUACUUCAAGGUAUUUUUACGUAAGCUUUAUAAUGUGUGUCUGCGAUGUCUACUUAACAUUUUUCAAUGUCUUAAUUACUUCGGCAACAUUCCUCUUCAUAGUACUAAGUAUCACAAAAUAAUUUACAAGUGUGUUGAUGCUUUAUCUGUAUUUAUGUGUUGUUGGCACAAGGUUGGAACUAACAGAGAUGGGACCAUAUCAUACUUGGAAUUUUUAGAGAAGUAUCAUCAAAGAGGAGGCACACCAGAUGGAUUGCGAAUGUUAGGAAGCUUGCAGAAGUAAGUUAGGUCCCUUUAAAGUUUGUUUUUUGGUUAAUCAAGUGUUUUGUCUCCUUGUUUGAGGAGUCUUCCUGGCAAUUUCAGAAGGAGGAAGAGGUCAAGUGCCUAUGACAUGGGCUUUAGGCUUACUCUAAAAGCUAGUUCUAGGCAAAUUAUGUCAAUAAUGGGCUAUCUUCAGGGGUUUUUAUUAACCAUAAAUAAUCAGAAGUAAAGUUACGUGUGCAGUAGGCAGCGACAAAACCAGGAUCAAAUGGCCUGUAAAUCACUUAUAAAUGACAAAAAGUAGGGAGUCAGAGUUUUAAAAGCUAAAGGUGGGUGGGGCGGGGGUGGGGGCUUGGUUAAUCCCACCCAGAUUUUGUGAAUGCUGUGUCUAUGCAGUGAAGGUAGGCUUAGGGCAGUUAUUUAUUGCAUGCAUGUAGAAAUUUGAUAAAUCAAUGAUUAUAGUAAUAACUAUAGAAGAAAGGUGUUUGACUACAGAUUUUCUUUGUUACUAGUACCCACUAAUUUCUAAUGAAACCACAUUUAAAAUGGCGCUUUCAUAAUAAAUAUACAGUGGAACCCCAUUAAUACAGUAAAUAAAUAUAAAAAUUGGCUGUAUUAUGACUGGAGGGCUGUGAUGACAAAUACACCUUACAUCGCAUUCACAUUUCUUGAACAACUGUUCUCAUUAAUAAACAACCAGAAUGAAGAUAUCAUGUGUACACAGUAAUAUUAUUGAAAAAAACUACUUAAAAUUUUCCUCCAGUAAAUAAAACACUUUUAAAAGUCAGCUAUAGAAUCGCACUAAGAGCACUUUAUGUGUACUGUAGUCUAAAAACAGUACAAGAACAGGCUCAGAACACUAGGUCAAUAAAAUUGACAUGUCACAGGCAUAUUAAUUUUUUGAAUUUUUGAACAAGUGGUAAUGGGGUGAAAUGUUAGAGAUUUUACGGUUUGGGAUUUUAAAAUGUGGCUGUUGACUGUAUUAAUGGGUGACCACAUUAACAGGGUUUUUUAUAAGGAAAUGUACGGCCGUUUUGCUGGGCUGAAAAAAAGUGGCUGUAAUAAUGAGGUGACUGUAUUUACAAAGGUGGCCGUAAGGCUGGAUUCCACUGUAAUGGAAUAUGAAAAAGUAAGAAUAGUGAAUCAUUGUUAUGCUAUUUUUUUUCAUUGCAUCAGAUUCAACCAGACAAAAUCUCCUCGAGAUCAAGUUGCUAUGGAUGAGAUUGAAGAUCGGUUAAGAAGAAAGGUAAGAAUUUCUUCUAUUUUUUAUUUCUUUUAUUUUUUGAAUGGGGUGUUAUUUUAUGUGCAUUAGAUCUGAUUAUUUUGCAAGUUUUUGGGUUCUAAUGAAAAAUGGUUAUGGUGAUAAAAAAUUCUGGAGUGGUGCCUAUUAAAAUGUAGCGUUGAGCACAUGAACAGUGUACACAAUGUACAUGUUUACAACAGUUUCCCUUUCCAGUUUGGUUACUUCUCAAUUUAACCUUUUCAUUCUACAGAUGAUUUGUAGUCAUUUAUAAAAUAGGAAACUUUAAUUGGUUUCUAAGCUUUACGUACUAAGUACUAUUAAAAGUAUGGUUAUGUGUAUUAAUUAUUGUUGGUGGUGUUGCUUUUAGAUGGGAGGCCAGUUCCAGAGUGUAUUGAAGGCAUUGAGAUUAUUUGAUUAUAACAGAGAUGGCCAAAUACAAAAACACGAGUUGCGCCGUGUCAUAGAGAACUUUUGUUUCAGACUAACGGAUGAACAGUUUAACAAGUAAAUAUAUUUUCUGGUCGUUUUUUCUUAUGCCUUUCCCUGUAUAAAUGAGUACUGACUACAUGCUCUGUACUUCUUGAUGAUAUAUAAAGUCUUCAAUCAAAAUAGAAAUAAACCAGCCAGCAUACUUUCCUGAAUUCUGCAAACUAAAUGGUUUUUAAUACCUUAAUUGUACAUACUCAAAAAACAACUUUUCUUUAAUUUUCUAAGAGACAAAUAGUCAACGUAUUUGUACUUAACUUACCUUUCUACUAUUGGCGAGUAGAAAACUCGUGAAAACUGAUGAAAACUCUUUUCAUGGCCUAAUAUUGUGAAAUAGAAAGUUGCACAAGUUUUUAAGUUUAACUUAAGAAAGAUAAGUAAUAAGAAGUGUAAGUGAGAAUAGGUUUGAUUGUCUAGUGCAUGAACUGAAUUGACAACAUUAAUUUUUCUAAUGCCAAGUUGGACUCAAUUCAAGCUAAACUGUUUGACUUUGCUUUUAUUGAGCUAUUUUGAAAAAAUAGCCCAUAUGUCAGUGGUGUUACCGGCCAUUUUACAGACAUUCCAAUAAAAAAUUGAAACUUGCUCCAGCUGACAAAUCACCAUGAUUAUGAAUUAUUAUGAUGGCACCAAACCAAAGUUUUUAUUUUAUGAUUGAAUUUUAUUUUCUUGACUAUUUUGAAAAACCUUUGCUUGUUAGAAGCUACAUGUAAAAUACUUUUUUAAAUUUAAUCAUAGAUUGUGGUGUAAAUAUGACAUGACACGUAAUGGUCAUACCCUGGAGUAUAUGGAUUUCCUUAAACGACUUGGAGUAAAUGCAAAGCCCAAAAGUCAAAUAAAGAAAGCAGGUAGGUCAUCUUCAGUUGUAUCUUUGUGUGAAUGUCGCUCGUUUCCAUAGUGUUAUACUUUCUAAAAUACAGUGUAUGUAGUACAUUCGUGUGCAUUAAAAAGCCAUAAGAUUAAAUCCAUGGUAUUGGACUUGGUCGAGAAAUCAAACCUCAUGGUAGGGGUGACUUUUGAGGAAACUUUAACUAUUUCAAUAUUAUUGUGUUGCAAUAAACCACAUGGAUAUUGCGAUAGUAUUGUGAUAGUGGAGGUACUAUUGCAAUUGUAUUGCGAUAGUUUUCAUGAAUGUCUGUUUUUACUUUAGUUUAAUAAUGCCUUAUACUUUAAGAAAUAUUUAAGAAGUGGUGGUCAUACAAUAUGGGCACCACAUUGUAUGCGGUUCAAGAAUCAAGAUGCCAAAACAUUCUAGGUGCAGUAGGGGCAGUAGAUUGUUUUUAGUUUCUUUUUUAUCAUUAUUGUUACCUUAAGAAUCAAAGAUGGGUAAAAAAGGUGCCUUUAUUUUCCAAAGAAGUCAAAAUGUGACGAGUAUAGAAACUAUCAAAACUUUUGAUAGUUCGCUACACUAUGUCUAUCAUGAUUGUUAUCAAUGUUUCAUUUGUUGAGUUUUUACCUUUUUAAUAGAAGUCUGGGUGUCCAGAAACCAAAAAAAACUGAACACAACGAAUCAAUCACAUGGCGAAAAAAAGGCACAAGUUCAAAAAACUAGAUCGAGGCGAUGAGGUAUCUGCCAUAACACAUUAUGCAUCGGAAUAAAUUAACAUCAGUGCAUAAAUAAACGGUUCAACAACAAUGUCUUUUUCAACAUCAUUUUUGCUAUCAAUCUAUCGCUAUCGCAGCAUCAUUAUCAUGAUAAAUCGAUAGUUCAAUGUAUUCUUACAGCUUUAAGGCUCAUGGACAAUUUUUCAACUCUCAAAAAGUGCAAGAAUAAAUUUAAAUGCCUUUGUCUAUACAAACUGUGUUCAACAGGAAACAAACUAUCGCUAAAGGUACAAUCAGACUGGAUUCGUGCAAAGCUAUUCUACAUGUACUUGUAUCAGGACUUCUGCAUAAUAAUCAAGCAUAUACAAUGUCAUCCAAUUUAUUCAAACCUCAACUGGUUUAACAGUUUUGACCCUUGCUAGUUUCUUUCUUGAUAAUGAUGUUAGAAACAUCAGAAUGUUGAAUAAUGUUACUUUUAAUUUUUCUUAUUGGAUUUGAAAACAAAAUUACAUUAAGUUUUAUAGUGUUGUGAUCAUUGUGUUGAUUGUGUUUCCACUCUUGACCAACUUUUGCUAAUGAAAUUUAUCUAUUUGUGAUGAUAGCAAUCAUUUUAGUCUUAAUAUUAUUGAUGUAUAGUUAGCUAAUUUCUACUUUUGCAACUGUCUUUUUUAAAACCUCUGCUAUGCCAUAUGUGGAGGCAGCUUGGCCGAGUGGUUAAAGUGCUGGACUUGCUCUUUGGAGGCCCCGAGUUCAAGUCCCCCUCUGACCGCUAGCUGGAUUUGUUCAUGGUAGUCCUGAGGUCAAAUCCUUGGCCAUGCUUGUAAAUACAUAGCUAACUGCUUUUCCUGCAACCAGUUGUGAUUCUCAUAACCCUGUUAUUUUGAUUUAGAUUAUUAAUUUGUUUCAGACAUUUUCUUGGCCUACUAGGAUUAGUGCUAUAAAUACAGCCAAGAGUAAAUAAUGGAAUUAUUAUUAUUAUUAUUAUUUCCAUUGCUUCGAAAAUCGCUUGCAAAGAAAAUUCCUUGUUUCCUUUCAUGAUCUUGGCAUGCCUGUACUUAAGGGCCUGGGAGAGAGAAGUUUUUCUCUUCUCUCUCCAAAUCCCUUAGGUUUAUUCGUGCCUCUGUUUACUAUGUGUGAGAAAAUGAGUAUAUUAAUAUUAUUGUUAAAAUAAUUUCAAUAAGUUUAUUUUUCAAAAAACAAUUUUGGUCAUUUUUUGUAUAACAGCAAUAUUAUGAUAAUGCAUGGGUAAUAAUACUGCAAUGUAAACAGUAUAGUUUAACUGGUGCAGGUAGAUGUCAAAUAUUUACUCUAUUAUACUAUAAAAUAUUUAUACUGUUUGUGUUGAGCCACAAGGGAUAAUGGCUCCAUUAUCUAAAAUUAUCUAAUGCAGUUAAAACUAAUUAUAAUUUUAAUCUUCAGUGUUUGAACUUCUCACACUUAACAAAAUAAGUGCCAUGAUUUGAAGAAAGUGGAAGGGGUUUAAUUACCACAAGGUUUUAGGACUAGUUGAGAUUGAAUGUAGAAAAGAGUUAUUGCUGUGGUUCAAAAUUUAAUCAGUUUCCUGCUUAAGUUAAGAAGGUAAUUAAAUAUUAACUUUUUACUUGUCACAAAUUAUUGUAACAAAACACCAUAGCAACAUUGCUACCACUCCAAUAACUUCCUCAAGCGACAAACAUCUGCCCUCAAACGCUUGAAGACAUAAAAGUCUAAACUACUUUCUGCAUCGUUUUCUGAAUUGAUCCAUUAGAGUUUGUGAUCAAAAUGUUUUUGGCCAUGGAUGUUCCUUUCAAACUUGGAGCACAGCUGAAAAGACCAAAUCAAGGCUACGCUGUUGAUAAUUUAAAAAAUAGUUUUUCAUUUUACAAACCAACGGAGAAGCAUAAUUUACAAACAAAAAGUCGAAAAAGGUCUUUGACUUUCCCAGUCAUAACGAGAAAAAUGCCUCUCGGCCAAAUGUUAUUGCAAGACCAUGUUGGUGAAGGGAAACUAUUUGCCUACUCAUUGGAAGGAAAGAAAUUGACUUAUGAAAAAAACAGGAAAACUCCGAAGACAAUUUACAAACUUCACAAGAGACCACAGAGUAUGCUUUUAGUAGAGUCAUUAUAUUAAUGAUUUUGUACAAAAUGUAUUUUUUUGUAUUGACUACUUCAUUGUCAGUUGAGUAUUUUGGUAUUACGGAAGCUGAAUUAUUUUUCAUUGUUUGCAGAAGUUAUUGCAGAAACAUUGUUAGGUGUAUUCUUGUGGAUCCACUAUCAAAGAUUAUUAUACUGCACUUUUGUCAAGUUUCCAAACGUUGGAAGAAUUAAGACUGGUUUGCCAAAAAUAACCUAAAAGGAUGUUUGAAGAUAUUUUUUGUGUAAGCAAAAUUAAAUGCCAAGGCAUAGCUUGUAAUUUAAGUCACCUUUAAUAAUAUUGUUUUGUUUGCCAAAACCUAGUUGAGGAUCAGCAUCUAGUGAAGCUUGCAGCAGUAAACAGCAGACCACGAUCAAGUCAUGCCACCAAGCAAUCUACUCCAGUACUCACAAUAACAGACUUGGAACAGAAACUCAGAAAGAAGGUACACUGGUUAAGUUUAGUUGUUGACCCUUUUAGUUCCUAUAGUGACAAAAAUUAAUUUCCUCCAAACAAAAUUCAAAGCACAGUCAAGUAGAAAGGUUAUGGGAAUUAAAGGUAAUAUUCAGUAGUAAAAUGCUUUGAUCUUUUAACAGUUGUUUGAUCCAACUUUUCUUUAUGUACAACCUGUAUGGAUAUCAGUGUGGAGAAUUUGUAUGUAGUAGUAGUUGUAGUUUGUUUACCCACGAAGCAAUUAGGAGUUCUUGAGAAAUCGUUUAAACAUGUCCGUGCGUGACGGUUGGAAUUUGGAAGUGCUGGUUUUUGAGGAGAGGGGAAAACCCAAGUACAUAGAGAAGAAACUCUUGGAGCAAUGGAGAGAACCAACAACAAACUCAACCCACAUAUGGCUUCAAUGCCGGGAUUUAAACAACAGGCCACAUUGGUGGGAGGCGAAUGCUCUUACCACUGCACCACCCUUGCACCCACCCUUGCUGGGUUAAAUGUACUGUAAUUUAUGCAAGAGAUUUAUUCAACUAGAUGGUUUGUGUAAAUAGAAAGCACUCCGAUACUCAGCUUUCACAAUUCUAACAAUUCUUUUCUCUCACCUCAGAUGCUUGAAAACCAUGGCAACAUAAGCCGUGCAUUUGUGGCAUUUGACAAGCGCGGUGAUGGCUUUGUCACCCUGGAUGAACUCAAACGAGUUCUCUUUAACUUUGCCUUUCCAAUGUCAGACAAAUUGUUUUUGGAGCUUAUGGACAGGUAAUGGUAAAAGAAUUUUGUUAGUUUACAUUAGUUCAGUUCAAUUUAUUCACACUUAUUCAAGUCAGGUCUGUGCUUAAACCACUCCAAUAUCCCUUUGCUACUUUAAUACUUUGGUCUAAAUGCAACCAGGAAGUAGAUUUGGCACUAAACUGAUAUACUAGACACCCUGGAUUUAUAGCUUCAAAGCUUAAACUGGGCUUUGCUUAACAAUUAUUAGAGCCCUGGCAUGUGGCUGUGUAGUCAUAAUUUGCUGCUCUUUUCUUAAGUGUUUACGUUUUGUAAGAUAAUACACUAAAAUUGGCAGAUAGGGUUUCUUCCAUUGCAACUUGCAUGCCUAUGAAUACAAUUAAAUUGCAUGUACAUGUAUUAAGCUAUUUUAUUGCCUUUACAGAUGUGGGAUCCGGGCUAAUCACAAAAUAUCAUACCAACAGUUCCUCAAUAAAUUCCAAAUGCCAGUUAGCAAGGGAAAUGGACAGACUAUUCCAAUCAAACCAAGUCACCAGUAUGUUCUUUUGUGACUAUUUUGUGAUGUCAGUUAGCUCAUUUCAGAAGUAAAAAUAAUUCGAUAAUAGUGGGGAUGGCAAAUAAGAUCAGACAUACACUGUACAUGUGUGUACAAAAGUACCAAUCUCUGAAAAUUUUGGUACAUGAGUGAUCUUGAGGUAUUCUUGGGGUGUUAAAAUUUUGCAUCUGUUUUGUACUACUCUAUCAUCAGUCUCACCGAGUUUAUUUUUUUGUCACUAAAUUUGGAAUUUAAACACAAGUCUACAUAUCUUAGCAAGUCUUGGAAACUUUAUUUAAGCUGGUUGUUAAGCUCCUUUUAUAUGUUGGUGCCCAUAGUUGUUUGCCGAAAUGAAUAUUCAGUAUUUUGUGCUUGGUGAUAAUAUCUUAUUGAUCAAUCUUUCCUUGAACACAUUGCUAGGUACAACCCAGUACGUGAGGCAGAAGCCAUGCCAACAACAGAGGAUAUUUGGAAGCUUCUUCAUGAUAAAAUUAUGAACAGCUUCUCAUCUGUCAAGCAAGCAUUUCUUGUUUUUGAUGACGUAAGUAACUAAAAAAUAAAUGCAUUAACUUUUAAAAAUUUAUGUUCAUUUGAAGUAAUGUAAGUGCGAUAGUACAUAUGGCAGUGUUUAUGAACGUAUUUUCAGGAAGCUUGAUCUCUAUGUUUCCAUUCUGCCAAUGUGUUUUCCAGAAAAAUCUCUCUCCCAAGUAUGCCUUUGAGAAUACCUUUCAAGUUCAUACUUUGUUUGAAGAGGUUUGAAUACAGUCCGAUACUUUCUUUCAACUCACCCUCUGAAUUUCCUUUAACCCAUUCCUGAUUUGGCUUUUUCAUGGAACCUAACAUGCCCGUUAAGCCUGUCACAAAAUCUUAGAAUAACUCUCAGCCAUAUUCAGGGCUCCACAUAAAGUUUAAAAAAAUCUAUUCAUAGGAAAUGGUUAACUAGUGCCUUUAAGGGCUGUGCUCUAGCUGAGCCCAGUGGCCCCUGGGGCCCAACUUUUCCUCUUGAGUGACGCAGAAGUCUUAUUUUCUUUUCAUACAAAUCAUAUGCUGGGCACCCUAGAUUUUACAGGUUCAGAACACUGGGCUUCCUUCAAUUUUCCUUAGAGCACAGCCUUGGCCUUAUUCAUGUGUACUGUUGCUUUUGCUGCAUACAAAGGGAACAUGAACUAUAUUUAUCAUAUGUAUCCCUAUAUUAAUUAAUUAUAUUAUAACAACUGUUUGCGUUGCAGAAUAGAGAUGGGCGUGUCACCAAACGUGAUUUUAGACGCGUGUUGGAAAGCUUCUGUUUUCGAAUGAGCCAACAGCAGUUUCAUGAGCUGAUGGCCAUGAUUGAUCCCUACAACAAAGGUUAUGUGUCCUAUUUGGAAUUCCUGGACAGAUUUGAGCAAAGAGAAACAAAGGUAAUAUAUAGUGCAGUAGUGUUUAGUAAACGACCAGACGGUCCAGCUCUAUUGAACGAAAUAUCUUUACCUACCCUACCGCCUUGAAGAUUAAUUUUGUCAACCCCACCCCUUAAGUCCAGGGUUAAGGGAAAAAAACAGGAAGAACUCAAAUUUUGUUUCCUCAGGCCCAUUUCAUCUUUGUCAGAGUUUAUCAUUUACUGAGAAGGUGACUUUCCUGGGUCUUAUCCCUAAAUCUUGGCAAGCGCGCAUGACAAGUUACUUGCCCUACAGGAAAAGUUCUUACCAGAAGUGAUUUUGUUCGAGCUUUAAGAAUUGAGGAAUUCCAAAGCCACAAUCCUGGCCAAAAGGUUUUGGGACAAGUCUUUUUCACGUGGUAUAUAUUGGAAUUUGCAGCUAACCAGCAAUACACACUGAUAAAGACGGCCUUAAUAAGAUUUCCUUUAUGAUUUACUUUAUGUGAGCGCUUUUUAAAACAUCCAAUGUUUAUAAAUCAUUUGCAAUGUAGUAGUUAUCUCGACAGAAAAGGAAGGACACUUGCUGUGCCAAAAUCUAGAGGUUGCAGUAACUUAUUAUAAAAACCUACUUGAUUGCUACUAAAACUGUUUUUGCUGUGUUAUGUUUCUAGGAUGCCCACCCAUGGCUGAUAUCAGAUCACUCACCCAAAAGUGUUUCUCCUCCUGCUGUGAUGGCCUGGUCAACUGUAAGUUCCUUGAUUGUCUACUGCUGGUUUCUGAUAAAAAGUACACAAACCUAACAAAAUUGGCAGUAUUGAGCAAUUUCCAAACAACAUGUAGCCCACCUUUUUUUCAAAAUGAGUUCUGGUGCUCAUUCUUUCAUAUGAAAAUAAGUUGUCAUUCAAAUCACAUGCAGAAGUAAAUUUAUUUUCAUACGAAUGGGUGUGUACCAGACCACGCUUUGCUGAGGAUGCUCAGAACAACUCCCAAACUGGCUGUCGAUGAAUUUGUACAAGAGGUCAUUCCUCAGCAGGCAAUUUUGAUGCCAUGGGCCAUAGCUACUGAAUUACUCUCGGCCUAACGUACACUAGGGCUAACACUCAAAGUAUCAAUUUGAUGUGAUAUAUUGCAAAAGUACAAGUCUCUUUCGGAAUCAGUGAAUAAAAAGAUACUAUUUACCAUACUUGCGUGAUGUAGAUUUUUUUCUGGUUUAUUUGUAGGUGGAAGACAUCUUACGAUCCAAGAUCACAGAUAAUUGGAAGGCAAUAGCAUCAGCUUACCUGGGUAUUGACGGUGAUAGAGAUGGCUCCAUUUCACGUAACGAACUAAAGCAGCUACUGGAAAGAUACUGCCUUCCUGUUUCAGAGGACCACUUUGACCUGUAAGUCCCAAUAUGCAGGGGUGACGUUUAAGGCCAGUUCAUUUUUAGUCUGUUUCAGGCUCCGAGAUAAUCGCAGUGUGCAAAGAAAGUCAUUUUUACAGCUUGCCAUUCGGGCAAGCUGAAGCUAGCAUUUACUAGGCCAAACGUCAUUAAACUAGCCCCCCCCCCCCCAAAUUUUUUAUGAGAAGUUGAAUUUCUUGAAUACUUUGAAUACUUCACUUCGGGCAAGUUAAGAACAGAAUUCACCAGCCCGAUGGUAAAAUCCAUUAGCCCCGGGCUAUCGGACACUACUUUCUUCGCGUGCUGUAGUCGUUUCCGCGAAUUGGAGAAAGCGCGAGCACGAACAUUAAACGGGAGGGAACUGGGGAGAGGAGGUGCUCCCUUCCUUUUUUCCCGCCAUCGUUCCCUUUUCCCAGGCUCGCGUUCAGAUUUUCGCGUGCCGUUCACUAACGCGUCAUCGUUACCAUCUGAUAGCCUGGAACAGGCUAAUUCAUUGUUUACAGUACUAAUAGGCCACUUCCGAGUUCCAAAAACCCUCACUUUCAUAAUAAGGUUCAAGUGCGCAACCUUUGUUGUGAAAAUGAGUUUUAUUUGCAUGAGAAUGACAAAUUAAUUCCAUAUCAAAGGCUGAGCACCUAACCUCGUUUUGAUACAGAGGUUAGGGGAACUCGGAAAUGGCCUAUGUAUUGACUAUGUAUCGUAUUUAUCUUUGCAAGGAUGUGGAGUCGCUGUGAUGAGAAUGCAGAUGGUACGAUUGAUUUUCAAGAAUUUCUUAGUAAGCUGGUAAGGGGAACUUCAUGUAAUUUGCAGUGUAGUAAUCCACAAGGCCGAUUUACAUGGCACAACUUUGUUGCAUGCGAUGACCUUAUCAUAAGCCUACGACACUUAGUUCGAAAGAUACCUAAAUGUCUGGAGUUUAAUCGCAUCCUCUGACGAUACGCAACUCACUUUGACUCAGAGGUAUUAGUCUUUCUCGUAGCAGUCCCAUCCAAGACUACUCUUCUACACAACUUUCAUACGCGAUAUAGCUAUGACUUGGCUCAUCGGUUCAAACCGUUCACGAAUUUUAACAUAUCCUAUCUUCAGGGCGUAGAUAUUAUUGGGGGAGACAUCAAUGGGUUGAGCACUCGAAUUCACGAUGAAAACGAAGCAAAAGUGCAGUUCAUGAAGCAGGAUCAGUCUACGAGGUACGAAUCUUAUUGAAUAAUGAGACAGUCAAAUUUUGCAAAAAGCUUUUAACAAUGGUAUCAGUGAAGUGCACGUGGUGUUAAAAUUUGUUUUUCAUUUCUUUGCUUAAUCCCGGGCUACUUUUUAAUGGUUGCAAUUUUUCAGAUUGGAAUUGGCAGAGGAGAGAGCACAAAAUCUGACUGGCCAGAAAACAGCCAAUGAAUGCAUGGAUAUACUCAAGGUAUUUAUGAAUAUUUGAAUAUUUGAAACACUCGACACCGUGUUUCAUAUCAUAUUAUCAAGGCAUAGGUUGAAAAACCUCCGUUCUGCCUUAUUUUCACGGUAUAUGCAUUUACUUUUCAGGAGUACAUUGCCCAGCGGUCUCCAGAUUUCAGAAAAACGUUUGUAAAAUUUGACAGUGAUGGAGAUGGGAAAAUUUCGAGAAAAGAAUUCAGAAUGGUAUGUGUUAAUUUGGUUUUAGUCAAGGGAAAAAAUAGGUUCAAAGAAGAUGAUUAGCCUUUGUGUGAAAUGUUCGUGUAUUUAUCUAUUUAUUUCUUUUUAACUUCCGUAGGUGUUGGACAGUCUGGGUCUAUACAUGAAUGACGAUCAAUUUCGCAUUCUAAGCGCAAGGUACACUUUCUUUGCUGUGAUUGGUUAAUUCUUAGAGCUCGCUGCCUUCCUCACUAGCCUGUUCACAAACUCUCUAUUUUCUCUUUAGAGACCGUCGAGCACGCGUAUGAAAUGGAAACCGCGGGGGGGAUAUUGAUCGCUCGUUCUUGAGUGCUCGCUUCGCUCUAGUGCUCACAAAAUUCGGUUAAAAAAAAAAACAAAGCAAAGAAGAUAAAGGAAAAAAAAUCUGUUGAUAGGCUAUCACCCGCAGGUUUUUCUAAGGAGAAGCGAGGGAGGAGCGAGGAGCGUGGACUUAAGUGCGGGGGGUUGGAGAUGAGCACGGAGCGCGAGCAGGGGAUGGUGGGAAGCCAAAAUAGAGAAAAGAGAAAGUCGCUUUUCUUUUCUCUUCUUUUGUCUCUCCCUCCAACCCUGCUUCCCUCAAUGAUAAACUAAGAUGUCUCCAAAUUAGCGAUCGCGAGCGGCGGGGGCGAGGCAUUAUAGCUGGGAAAUUCAAAAGAUCGCAGAUUACUAUGGCUAAUGAUUUGUAUAACUGUCUACUUCUUCAGGCUGGGAUUUCACAAAGGAAAAUCGUCUUACAUGGAAUUCUUGGACAACUUUCAGGAUCGACGUUCGUUUGGUGUGGGAGAGAGGGUGACAGAGUACCCAAGCCACAGGUACAAUGUUUUGCACCUUCUGAUCCAACUCCGUGUACACUGCUGAUAACGCGCAAAAAAUUACAAAAAUAAGUAAACAUUACUCAACUUUACUGAUAAGAACAGAACAAACGUGAAACAACAAUUUGUGGAAUAUUCACUUUAAUUAUCGUUUGACAGACCUAAACUUGAGGGCCACCUUGAAGAUAGAAUCUUAAAUCAAAGACGUGCACUUAUGGUUGAGAUUUAGUAGAAGAGUAAUUUCAAAUAAAACUGAACCUUAUUCCAGGGUUUUCUUUGAUUCCAAUGUGUUUUUUAGAGUUUUAAAGUAAUCUAGUCUAAUUUCUUUAGAAUUUUACAGGUGUGAUACCUUUAAAGCUUAAGACCACAAGGGAAAUUUCGUUGUAUGUCAGUCACCAGCACACAACCCUGAGGGUCACAUCACUCCAGAUCUGAUUCUGAAGAAGUAAACUGAGAGACGUUUAUCUUUUCCCCUUUUUCAGGUAUAACCGUCCAAUUCCUCAGGAGGAGUCCAUGAAAGCAAGUGUCGUGGAAGCAAGACUGCGAACCAAACUUAGGGAGAACUUUCAGGUAAAAUAAACCGAGAAUUUAUCCUCAUUCAAACUUGCUUUUUUAACUACUCUACAACCGAAUCAUCUUUUCUUUCGGUAAUUUUUUUUACUCUGAUCACUGUUUUUAGACAUGAGCACAUGGCGAUGUUAACUUUUGUCAUCUAAAAUCUUCUUUCGUACUUUUGUUCUUGUGUUCCGCAGGAUUUGCGUGCAGCGUUCCAAAAGAUUGACUUUGAUCGCAACGGCCUCAUAACUCGACCAGAAUUCAGGCGGAUCCUGGACUCAUUCAUGUUCAUGUUAUCGGAUGAAGACUUUGACAAACUGAUGACGAACCUUGGCAUACAAAAGGGAGCUAAACUAAACUACAGAGAAUUCCUUAAACGGUUCGAACAUGUGGAAAAGGUCGAAGAAGGACAUCCUUGGUUGUACUCAAAUCACAGGUAAAGGAAAUUGUUAAAAUAUAACAAUCAACCGUCACUGUCGUCAGGCUAAAGCUCCCCCAGUAUCGCUGAGUACAGCUACACGAGCCUGUUGCCUUGAUUGUAAUACCCAUUGGCUCUUUUCACACCAGAGACGGAUUCAGAUUCAGGCACUAAAGAGUGUGAUACAGUUUUUAAAAAUCUUCUUUCUGUCAAGGAAUUUGACAUUGAUGGGGUUUUUUGUCGUUUCCUUACAUGUAGCUUUAACGAAACGCAAGAUCUGAACUACAUGACUGCAGAACAGGCAGACGAGGUCAUCAAAAGAAAAGCUUGGGAACAAAACGAAGAUGUAGCUAAAGCCUUCCUGACCUUUGAUCGUGAUGGGAAUGGUAUUGUCUCCAAGAAAGAGCUCAGGAAAGUCCUGUAUAAAUACCAGAUACCGCUCAACAAAGAAGAGUUCACUAAACUUUGGAACAAGUAUGUUAUUAGUUCAGCCUAACCCUUAAAGCUCUAGAGGUAACACAGUCCAAUUUCUUUUUAUAAAUAAAUAUGAUUGUAUCAUUAAGCAAAUAAGUCAUGAGAACAAAGGAUGUGUCAUAGAUAAAAUUUCUUGAUUUUAGGUCAUUUUAAACCAAUUCUUGUCAUCAAUUCCAUAAGAAACUUUUAGAGAACAGUUAGAAAAAAUAAUGUGCUGAUGUUAGAGUUAACUAGACUUAAACGCGCUUUGCAGUUUCAACUGUGAUGUGUCCUUAGGUGGCAGAAUUCAGGAAAAUGGUUUAAGUAAGAGGCAAGAAGUUAAGAAAAAGUAGCAAAACAAAAUUGUGCAAAUGUCAAAUGAGGGAACAUCUCGAUGGCUCGUUGAGUGAACCUGUCGAUUGGUCGUAUUUCAAUAAAGAAUAACAAAACACAGAAAGAUAGGUGCUGGAAUGCUACAAUUAGAAAUUAUUGAAUGGUAAAGAGCGCGUGAGACAGUCUUUCUCACUCUCUUUUCCCACCUCUCACUUAAACAUGUAACCGAACUCCCAGGAGAAGCUAUUCACAAUUCAGUCAGCAGAAUGCGUGUUAUACGUCACUUUCGUUGUUGUCUUUUUGUUUCUUUAAUUAUCACUUUUUUCUUUGUGCAGAUAUGAUACUGAUGGCAAUGGCUAUGUAGAUCAUAAAGAGUUUCUGGCCAAGUUAGGAGGAGAGCUAGCUCCCGGUGAUAUACAUGGACACAGUACACAGAUAGCACAGCAAAGUCAACAGGUUCUAGAGAGCAUGUACAGAAACCAACAGGUGUGUACUCAUGCUAGCUAGUAUUUGUGACGAGUGUGCGUAAUUAUGAUAUCGCAUAAAUUAUGCUUAAUACCGACACCUCAUUAUUACGGACAGCGUGCUCUGUCGCUGGGGAAAGAAAGUAGUUACAUGUUCUCUUUAAAUUCAACCCGCUUAGAAUAGGCACUUUCUAUGACCCCCUCAGUCUCCGUAUUAACGGGGUUUGACUCUGUAAUUAUUACACGUUACUCUACUCCAAUCCUACUAAAAUAAUUUUUUGAUCGAACUACAUUUUUGAAGUGCAACACGCUCUUUUUUGGAGGAUCGUUUCUUACCUAUGGUUCGGGAUGGCCCUCGAGAUAACUUUGUAGUGUAUUAACGACUAAUCGCCUCGUAAUUUUUUUCACUUAAUAAAGGAUAUGCACUUGGCUGCCACGUGGAAUCAGGCCCAGGCUGCCUCUUUCUUGUCCGCUCUUGAGGUCGAGCAACAGUUGAGGUAAGUGGUCCCUUGAAUUUCUAGCUACCUAUGGCAUUAUAGGGGAGGGGGGGCAAGGGUGGCGCCGUGGUGAGAUCACUUGCCUGCCAACAAUUUGGCCUGGUGUCGACGCCAUAUGUGGGUUGAGUUAUUUGUUGGUUCUCUCCCUUGCUCCAAGAGGUUUUUCUUCGGUUACUCCUGUUUUCCCCUUUCCUCAAAAACCAACAUUCUCAAAUUCCAAGUAGACCAGGAAUCAGACAAAAGGCCACUAUGUGGAUGCGCUUCCUAUAAAUCGUUAUUAUUAUAGCAAGUAUUAUACCGGCCGAUUCAUGGGUUCUUGAGACCAAAGCGUGAAAUUUCUACCAUUUAUUUUCUGUAAUACAGUACCGUAUCCUUAAUCCCCUCCGAUGUGGUAAGAUGCCAACUUCAGCCCUCUUAUGUCUUCUCUUAAUUUCCAGGGAUUCAUUAUUACUUUGAUUUGCUGUUUUGUCUCGUUUUUCGACUGUAGAGAUCGUUUUCGAGACGGCUAUGAAAGUCUGAGGAAAGCAUUUGAGACCGUUGACACCAACAGGGACGGAUACAUCUCAAGACAUGAGCUUCAGAAAGUGCUAUUUGACUUCCACUAUUUUUUGGAUGAUGUGCAGCUCAAUAUACUCCUGGACAGGUCAGUAUUGAUCACUUUUGCGAUUAUUAUUAUUAGUUUCUUGAAUUUUUGUUUCCUGAAUUCGCAAAAUUGGUUAACCACAGAUACUCGUGCAUAGAGUAUAUAAGUGGACGUCGUAACUAUCCCUGGAUUUGCGCUAAUCGCCCUUUGAUCAACUCAUGAGGAGGAAGAGCACAAAACAGAGCAAAAGGUGAUAGGGGCAGCAUGAAAAAUGUUCCAGGAUUCACUUAACCUUCUUACUUCUAAAUAUUGGUUAUCUAGGGUGCCGCGGUUCCGGUUUCGGUCAAGUCUUUCUACUGACGCGCGCGAAAAUAUUUUUCUCGCGGCCUCACGGCUCGUAACUUCGCCCUGCGCUCGACUCCUAAACAUUCCGCUACGCGCGCCGGGGGAAAAAAACCUAGGGUUUCUACGGCACAACUGGAACUCUAAUAAUGCUUGGUCCAUGUGCAUCAGUUGACAAUCCCGUCUUUGUUUCCUGUAGGUGUGGACUAUCGCAUAAGAGCAAACUGUCCUACGAGAAAUUCCUGAGCGCUUUUGAGGAUAACAGGCAUGCAGGUUAUGGCCGCGUUACCCUGGACACGCCAGGUAAAGUCGUCACGCCUGUUGUAUUUGAGAGACACGAUUCUCUUACCCCAGAAGCAGCCAUCAACAGACUAAGAAGCAAGAUCAGUGAGAAUCCUGAAACCAUUCAGAGGGUAAGUGUACUUAUGUCCAGGAUUGCAGGCUGUGGUAAAACGUUUCUACCAUAUAUCGAUAGGAAUUUUAGCAACAAAUAUCUAAAAGACAUUGUAUUCAGAAAGAUCUAUAACAGCAAGACCCUUCUUAUGGGGGUACAUUGGUCUGCCAUCUGCGCGAUGAAGUGGCUUUGCAAGAGGGACGGGACACGCAACGCCCCCUUGGUUUUACGGAGGGGAUGGGGGUUUGUUGUUCCAUUUUAUUCUGUCCAAGAUUGUAGCUAGAGGAGCUAAGUACACUUUCACAACAAACACAGCAUAUACAUUCUUUCCGUUUACGUCUAGGCCAAGAAAAGGAUGCUCUUGCCUUCGUAUACUUAAACUUAUUAUCUUAGUUGGGUGUAAACGAAAACAAAAGACAGUGAUGUCAUUGCGUUCUUUUCCAGGCUUUCGCCGCGUUUGACCGAGAUGGAAUGGGACUGAUAUCCAAAGAGGAUUUACAUCAGAUAAUCAAUGCAUUCUGUUUUGUGAUGUCUGAUAAACAGUUUCAGGUAAAGUAUCUUAUUUCUCUGCUGUAAAAUAUUAACAUGCAAAGAAACAAGCACCAAAAUACUUCAAGAUUAUUUGGUUUAUUAAGGGCCCAGUUUACAGUUUGUGGAAUUUUCCAAGGCACAAGUCAACAAAGAGAAAUAUCGCUACCUAAAUCGUGGUAGCUAGUGCCAGCCAAUUAUUUGAAAAUUCUGAGUUGAAGCGAGUACAGUACCGCGUAAAAGUAAGUAGACACUUGAAGCUCGAAACUCGAGACUCGAUCCUCGCAUCUCGAAGCUCGAACGCUUCGAGUUUCGAGUUGCGUGGAUCGAGUCUCUCACAAAGCUGCACCGCCUUUGUAAGGGACCUUUAACUUGAACAUUGUGCUUUUGCCUUGUUGUAGUUUUUGUUGUUGUUUUAUUAUUGUUAUUUCGUGUCAAAACUGGUGAAAAAAGAUACUUCAACAACUCUAUGAUUUUAAUAUACUAAACAAUGACGUCUCUUAAAUUUGGAGGUGAGAUCCACUUCGUGACAAAAAUUUUAAAAAUCCCAAUUUCAUUUCUAUAAAACAUAUGCCACAUGAAGGUACUGCCCGAAGGGUUUAGAAUUUUGUCCGCAGACUUUGUGUCACAUAGCUUAAAUCUGCUGGUUCUAAUCAACGUAAUGAACUUUGUAUUCCUCAGACGCUUAUGAAAAAGGUAAACGUGAGUGAAGGAGGUCUGAUAUCUUAUGAAGAGUUUUUCAAGAGCUUUCAAAAAUCAGACGCCGAGGUAAGUGGACCUACGUGCCAAAUAUUAUUAUAUUUUAGAUGUUAGGUAAAGGUUUUAGAACUUGGAAUCACAUUGGCGUGGCAAGAUGGACACAGCAGAAUCUAUUUUAUCUAAAUCUGUUACUGUGUUGUUACAUUUGUUAGGCCAGUCGCAAAUGGCUGGAGAGUUUAUAUCCUUCCCCUGACAAGCGCCAAAGAACCGCUGAGCAUGUUAGCAAGCGACAUCGUGGGAUGACGGACGCUGAAGUUGAAAAGAGAGUGCGAGAGGUUGUCGUGGCAAGAUUUUAUAGUCUUGCAAAGGUAAUGUUUCUUUUCUAAUGUAAGCUUCAUUUCCAGCCAAAGUCUAGUCACCGUUGCCCUCUGUUUGAGCAAAGUUUAACUGACUGACGAGACUGGCUUAAAGCAUUGAUACUUCACCUUACUCUUUUCACUUCCUGAGCGAAUAACACAGUCUUGUUAGGUGGCUCCAACUUGUGAGUCUGUGGACAAAAUCCUGUUGUGUCACCAUUCAAAUGGAACCUCCUUAGCAGUCAUUUCAGAUGGUGCUGCAUGGUGUUCAGCAUUUUGCAAAAUGAAAUUUGAAGCUUUUGUCGAAUUUUUGCUUCGGCCACUGUCGGAAGUGAAAUGGCCUUACAAGGUACCCGAGGAAAAAUCUGCCAGUGUAGGAGCUCAAUUAAGUGAUUUAGUUUAGCUCUAAUGUUUAGACUUAUCACCUGAUAUUACAAUUAAGGUAAAAUUUCGAAAAAAUUUUUAGGGAAUUAAGUACCAACGUUUCGAGUGUUUGGCAUCGUCGGUGCUUAUCAUUUUUCGACUGCUGGGCAAAUUUGGGACCUUAGGCCUCGAAGCGGUGAAAAGAGUGGUUCCGUUUUCACUGUGACGAACGCUCAAAAAGCAGCGAUAAAAGUUAGUAGUGCGUUUAUACUGAGCGUAACCGCAACCGUGCAUUUAAACCUCGAUGGUGUUUUACGGCAUGUUAUCCUAUUUUCGAGCGCCAGGCAUUAUAGAACCUUCCAUACUUUGAAAUGUCCACAGUAAUCCAUUUAUGCUACGUAAAACUACACCGUCGGUCGAAAAUCUUCUUGCUGUUGUUAGUACUGUUCGGAACUGAAAAUAAUAUUUGGGAUGGGUUUGUUCUCCAAAAGUUCACUCGUCAGAAAAGAUACUCUUGCUUUUGAGUUUAUAAGCCACUUAUUUAUCUCUCUCUGUUUUUAGAGCUUAAUUCGAUAAAUGUACCGGGAUUGUUUUAUUCCCAGGCGUUCACAGAUGAAGACACCCACCACACGGGGACAAUCAGUGGCCCGGCUCUGCAUGAAAUACUCAACGAACAUGCAUUCCGUAUGAGCAGCGAUCAAUUCAGUUUUAUUUGGAGUAAACUUCCAAAGAACGCUGAAGGCAAAGUAGAUUACAGGGAUUUUCUGAAGAUUUUCUCCACGCGAACAGAUGUUGUACGAGUGGCAUCCACGACACCCCCUCAAUCACGCGAUAGAAGGGUGAGCUCGCCGCUUUCGAAUUUUUACAAGCUUGUGUCUGCUGAAAAGAUUCCAUUCCCCACACCAGUUGAACCCCAAAGGCUUUUUCAGUUCUCAAUCCUUAUUUACAUUGACAAGUUUGCCUUGAUACGUUCUGGUCUUGCCUUGAUAUUAAGGAUAAAAAAUUCCAUACUUUUCCAUUUACAUUAUCAAGGAAAGUUCUUUUUAAAGAAGCCUGCGUAGCCGGUGGUUUUGUUUGGUGAGCGCGCCAUUCAGUGGCGAAGCGGCAAAAGCGCCGGCGGGAACGAGCGCCAUUCUCUGUCCCAUUCUCCCGGCCGCUUUUCUGCUCGGACGCGCUCCCGACCCUAACAUAACCACCAGCUACACAGGCCUUUUCAAAGAAAAUUGCUAUGAUAAAUGCGGUUUUGAGUUAAUACUAUUUAAGCGUAAAGCUUGUUACUAAGUCUUCAACCAUAUGCAAUUCAUUUUUUGUUUACAAACCUAUGGGGUGGUAAGCUUUGUCAUCUUUCGACAAGUUGUUAUUGUCAAAAUUUACUUGCGCGCCUUUGUUGCAGAUUUCUGAGUCCGCAAUGUCGCCAGUACGUUCACCUGCCAGGAUUCCAUCACCUGAAUCACUGACACCGCCUCCUUCAGCAACUGAUGUGGAAAGAAAAAUUAAAGACGCGGUAGGUCUUGAAUGUAAUGUUGUCGAUAACGACAACGUUAAAAUUAUUAUUGUAGGAGAAAAGAGGGUUAUGAUCUCUUUAGAUCAUCGAUGUAGUGUUUCACUCUUAAGAGGGUCAGACCGAAUGACUUUCCGUGUACCAUACAUGUUUGGCAUCUUCCAGGUUCUUUUCAUGCUACUGAAUGACAACCAAAGCCCCCAGUUAUACUGUCUAUUGGACUGUUUGUUUGUAUUUUAGGUUUGUCGUCGUUGGCAGCAGAUGCAGAAAUCUUUCAGAAACAUCGACAGCGGAAACAAAGGAGUCGUUAACUUUGAGCAACUUAGAGGUGUGUUUGGAUCUUUUGUUUUGUUUUGCUUUCUUACCUGUUUGUGUUUGUUUGUUUGUUUUUGUUUUCUUUUUUUACUGCUGUAUUAGUCGCAUCUUGUGGUUCCAAGCAGUGACUGUUUAUUUCGAGUUUAUGGAAACUAAUACUCCAUUUGUUUAUUUCUGUUUAAGUUAUUUUAUGGAAGCACGAUAUUGAGCUCAGCCCAAACGAAUUGUGGUCUUUGUGGAGGAAACACAGCAGUGAGGAAAAAGGAGGGUACGUUUUGUGAACCAGCUUAGGUUUUCCAAAACGUGAAACAAAAGAAACGAAAACCUCCUUGAAGUUGUGGCUGGUUCGAUAAAUGCGACAAUAGGUCAUUUCUGAGUCUCGCGAGGCCUCUGUUUCAAAGCGAGACUAAGUGCGAAGCCAUUGAUAUGAAAACGACUUUUUUCUUGUGCAAAUGUUAAUGAGACUCGUUAUCUAAAGAACGUUUUGCAUUUAGCCUCGUUUUGAAAGUGAGGGUUUUUGGAACUCGGAAAUGGCCCUUUUACUGAAAUGGGGUAUAUUUUGGAUAUGUCCUUCUGUUCUCCCACCCUGCGUAGUCGGGGGGGCGAGGGGGGUGGGGAGGGGUAUGCCUUCAAUUUUUUUAUACAUGGCUAGAGAGUGGCAAACAGAACAUGAAAACUUGAAGAAGCUGAUGGUAGUUGUAAUUUUGUUUCAUCGAUGUUCCGAGAACUUGAGAAAGGAGGGACUUGUUUUACCCCUUGUUGAAGUAAAUCUUUAAGGCAUAUAAAUCAGUAAUUUUCUUUGUUAAGACUUUUGGCGAAUGUGCCAGACGUUAAUCGAGUCUUGUCUCUCUUUUCAGAAUCGAAUACAAAGAUUUUAUGCGCCAUUUUGUGUUGAACCUUAAGUCGCAAGAUAGCAAUUCUCUCGCUAGACCCAAGCUACAAAACACCCGAAUUCCGGUGAGUUUUACUAAGGGCAAAACGACGCUUAGUUAAAGUGUGGUCCAGCCUUCCCCAUAAGCACCCAGUCAAAUGACUGCAUGGUGUAGCAGUGCCAUUCGUAAUCUUCAGAAAGGCUUCCCAGAGAUAAGCCAAAUGCUAUUAAAAUCCCUUUUAAUUCAAUCCUGCUUAUGUUCAUUUUUCAUGUUGAGUCAGACCAACUUAAUACGUAGAGCAAAGAAACAGAGUCAAGUGUCCCCUUUACAAGGGUGCCCCUAGUAUGUGAUGUGGGAAUUAAAUGAAAUUUAGUGUCUUUGGGACCAAUAGAACUGUCGGUAAUGUUGUAUUCCUAUCAACAGAACCCGUUACAUCACAUACGAUACAGUACGGCAGCGCACAGCAUUCUGUCGUUCUGUAAAACUGAUUAGUUGUAUUUGUUUUCAGACAAGCCCAGGGGUAAGGAGUGAUCGGUUCAUAGAGCUCAUGGCUACAAUCCGCGCCUCGGUACGGCGCGACUGGAAGGAAAUGAGAAGAGCUUUCAGGGUAAGAUUCUUACAAAUGAUCUUAAACCUAAUUCUGUCUCUAAUUCGUUUCCGAUCUAAUAAACCCUAACCAGUAAUAAAUCCUUUGAAUGAUUAUUUUGCUUGUGGGAUACACUAAAAACGCGCAUUAAAGAAUCUUUAAUUUUCCUCGACGAAAGACUGAAAUGGUUCGUAUACAUUUAGUGAGUACUGAGAACUGAACAAACCUUAUACAAUGCACAUUGCGUUCAUUCUCACCACAAUGCAGUAACUGAAAAGUAUCUCCAUAAAUGUCCUUAUUUUCCGUGUCAUACACUUCCAAAUUUCGAACUGGAAGACACCAACAUCUCAAACAAUUGUUUCCGAGCUCCUAAGUGUUUGUUGGGUAAAUAAAUGAUAUUUUCAUCUCAUCGCAACUACAUUACAAAACGUAGUCGUUGUGAGAUACACUUCCGUGUAGCCUGAGAGGCGGUUAUAUUCGCUCGCUAACUUGUCUUGCGUUUACACCAGAGUCUUCUUAAACUUCAGUACUUCUUUUUUGUUGUUUUGGGGUUUUUGUACUGAAAAUCUUUUUCACUCGUUAGUUGAAUUAGCUCUUAUGUGAGUUGCUAACUUGGUCAAAUUUGAGCCCUGACCUUCUGAAUCCGCAUUUUUUAUGCGUGUUCUACUGCGAAUCGAAAUGGGCAUUAAUCGUAGUUUAGCUUGUUUUUACGUCUGAACAAACAGGCCGCAUUUAGCAGCCAGAGUUCAGCCACUCCCCUGUCUUGCCGCUUUUUCAUUACCUUCGACAGUCUAGGGUUCAAAUGCUCGUGACCAGCCAUCAGUGUUUAGGUUCUUAACUUCUCUGCUAACGUCACGAAAUUAAUAAAAAUUCAAACAGUGGAAAUCGUCACCAAGUUGAGUGAAACUCCAAAAUAAAAGCUAAAAACAGUAAAAGAAGGUAAAAAUCACAGCAAAUACAAAGGGAGGCACGUAUGGACAAACUUGAUGAAAACAGAAACGGAUUGCAGUUGAGGUUUUUGAAAAUUUAUUGGCCUAACAUUUUUUUUAAAGUUCAGUUUUUUGUCUAUAACUUUUGAUACAAUGCUUGGGGGACAGAUUUGUUUGAUAUGAGGCAGUGAUUUUGAAUUUGCAAGUUAUUUCUUUGCUUACGCUAAGUUCGAAAAAGGAUGUGUAAUUGAAUUGGCAAUAUUACUGCGCUUUUCAAAAACACGCGAACUCUGAAGUUCAAAAGCCAACUGACAUUUGCGUUUUUCGCUGCCGUCAAUCAUCUUAGUGGACCUCUCAGGAAACAGAACUUUACUUCAACGGGUUCAAAGGUCAUGGUUUGUGAUCUGUGAUUGCUGGAUUUCGAUCCGUUUCGUGUGCUUCUGUGUUUCAAGGUUCGUUGCUUGUGAUCGUAAUUAUGAUCGACGGCAGCGAAAAACGCAGUUGUGAAGACGGCUUUUGAGCUUUAGAGUUCGCGUGUUUGUGAAAAGUGCAGUAACAAAAUGAACUAGACAGCCGUGACACAGCCCCGUCUACGUUUGACUUUUGUGAUUUUGACCAGUGCUUUACUUAGUGUGAUUAUUCCUUCUCUUCUUAUUUCCAGGGUUUGGAUAAAAGUGGCUGUGGUACUUGCUCUCUUCUUGAGUUCAGAGAGAUGAUGAGAAAAUUUAAGAUCGAGUUAAGCGAGGAAGAGUUCUUCCAUCUAUUUUCGUUUUACGACAAAAACAUGACGGGCAAGAUUUCUUACAACGAUUUCCUCCGAGCACAUUUAGAAUAAGCAUGCACGAUGUUAGAAGUUUGAGAUCUCAAGGAAGGUUCGGUAGAAGCGCAUCUACUGUCUGUGCUACCUUGCAUAAACCAAGGGAUUUCAUGUAAUGAUUUCUCUUUGCUAUUCCAAAUCGUUGUGUAUGUCGAACUCUUAAAUAAUAAAAUUGUAAAGAGUGAUUUCAUGUGAUCGAUCACUGUAAAGAGACAUGUAAAUCUCUCUGAUGUAGGUGUUUAUAAAAUAAAUGAAACGAAUGAAGG
Messenger RNA from Porites lobata, 25986 nucleotides. NCBI's taxonomy places the organism in Eukaryota, Metazoa, Cnidaria, Anthozoa, Scleractinia, Poritidae. The record is from the annotation of a GenBank genome assembly.